Molecule: messenger RNA, 2109 nt
Organism: Myiozetetes cayanensis
Lineage: Eukaryota; Metazoa; Chordata; Aves; Passeriformes; Tyrannidae
Product: elongin-A-like
Biological process (GO): transcription elongation by RNA polymerase II
Cellular component (GO): nucleus; elongin complex
Molecular function (GO): protein binding
Source: RefSeq, a predicted model, not a curated record
AUGGCGGAGCAGGCGCGGGUACAAGAAGGGCGAGCGGGAGCGGCGCGGCCCGGGCGGGGCCGGAGCGAUGCCGGGGCAGUGCCAAGCGGUGCCGGUGUUAUGGCGGAGGGGCGGAGUGCCGAUCCCGGUGCCGGUGUUAUGGCGGAGGGGCGGAGUGCCGAUCCCGGUGCCGGUUCCAUGGCGGGGAGGGUGCUGGAGCUGAAGGAGCGGCUGGGCUGCGCCCGGGAGCCCGCGGAGAUCAUAACAACACUUAAGGUACUACAGGAUUUGGAUUUAUCACUGGAUAUUCUAGUGGAAACUGGCAUAGGCAAAACAGUUAACAGUUUGAGGAAAUAUGUCACUGCUGGGAAUAUAGCUAAAACUCUGGUAAAACAAUGGAAAAAGCUUGUUUCCACAGAAAAUAAAAGUGGUCAUGGAGGAAAAAAAUAUACUGAAAAAGAAAAAUGUGAGACAAAAUCUUCUGUUUCCAAGGAGAUUAAGCCUUCAAAGAAGUCCAGAGCACCUGUACAGGCCUUUAGAAGUCCCAACAGUGCUCCCAUUUCUAAAACAUUGAAUAAGGAGCAUAUUUGUAGUGAAAAGACCCAUCAAAGUACAGAUUCUGAGUGUCCAAAAGAAUGUGAUAAUGAAGAAUGUAGCAGCAGUGGUUCUAAGCACGCUUCCUGGGGUACCAAUUCUCAGGCUAAAGACAGUGAGUUCAAAGGGAGCAACUCCACAGAGAGCAAGAAAGUUUCAGAAAAGCAGCAUUUCUCUGCAGCCGAUAAAGGCUUAUCACCUCUGGGGGAAAAGUCUAGUAAGGAUACUUCUGAACAGAGAAGUCCUAAACGUGUGAAGAAAGCAAAACAAAAACUUGUCAUAAAAAGCAAAGCCAAAUUAUCUAGUGAUGAGGAAUUUGAGCCCCCUACUAUGUCUUUUGAAUCCUAUCUUAAUUAUGAUCAAGUUACUAAUAAAAGAAAGAGGAAGGCUGGGGCUACGGGUGCACGGCCAAAGAAAUGCAGUGAACAGAAGAACAGGUCAUUACCACAAAAGACCUCAAAACUUUCUCAUGCAGAAGAAGGAGUGGAAGACUUUAAAAAAUGUGAGAGUGAUCAAUCAGAAACUCCCAGUAAAAAGGCUAAGAUGGCAUCCCUCCAGGAGCUUCUUAAUACUCCACUACCUAAAUUUCUGACAGGCAUCUCAAACUCAUAUGCUGCAGACUUUACAGCUUCUGUAGCACCUGUUGUGGAAGCACCUCAGCAAGUCAGUGAGACGGUUCAAUUCCCAGGAAGGAGAGUGAACUCUAAAAUGCAAGUUUACUCUGGCUCUAAAACGGUCUGUCUUUCAAAGAUGCUUACACUGUAUGAACAGUGCAUCCGUGUGCUUCAGAAUAAUAUUGAUUUGCUACAAGAAGUAGGAGGUGUGCCCUUUGAAAUUCUUGAACCUGUGCUAACACGUUGCACACCAGAGCAGUUGUUUCGAAUAGAGGAAUGCAAUUUGAUGUUUAUAAAGGACUCUGACCACUUGUGGAAGAAACACUGCCAGAGAGACUUUAAAAAUGAGAGCCUCUUGGAAUAUGAGUCUUGGCGUGAAAUGUACUUGAGACUGUUUAAUCAGAGAGAAGAAAAACUGAAGAUGCUUACAAAAAAUAUUCUUUCAGCUCAGUCUGAGAAACCAAAAGGUAGACAAGUAAAAAUGGCUUAUAUGAGCAGUGCAGCAAAACCACCCAGGGACAUUCGCCGACAGCAAGAAAUCCAUGGGACAGCAGGACCUGUCACCCCAUUUCAUCCCAUACAGAAAACAAGGAUUCCAGAAAGCAGAGACAGAAAUAACACAUUAUCAAAUCUGAUUCCUGCUGGCAACACUGGAAGUUCCAGCUCAGGUGUCAUGAUUCAAGAUGGAAAGAAGCCAAUCAAAAAAAUUGGACCAAUCAUGAAGAAAACUUUGAAAGUAUUGAAGAGUAGACCUGGACGGCGAUAAAAUGAAGCUGCGUAUUUGAUGCUUACGUGAUGUGACUGUUUGUGUAUCAUGCUACAGCAAAUGAAUAAAAUGUUCAUGUAAACAAUGUUCAAUGUGCCCUAGAUAAGAGUUAUGAAACAUUGCAAAGGCAAGUGAUUAGCAAUAAAAAUUGAAACA